Penicillium chermesinum is the source of this 801-nucleotide messenger RNA. RefSeq names its product mediator complex subunit MED7 (gene med7). Gene Ontology annotation, molecular function: transcription coregulator activity. Gene Ontology annotation, biological process: regulation of transcription by RNA polymerase II. Bases 1 to 801 code for a protein of 266 amino acids. The record is from RefSeq and is a predicted model, not a curated record. NCBI's taxonomy places the organism in Eukaryota, Fungi, Ascomycota, Eurotiomycetes, Eurotiales, Aspergillaceae. Gene Ontology annotation, cellular component: core mediator complex; mediator complex. The transcript is spliced from 2 exons.
AUGCACAGACCCACUCUGCACCUCCAACAACACCAGCUUCCCACUUCUGUGCUCGCUCGUCCACCGUCUGCUCUUGAACACAUUCCCGCGCUCUUCGUAAUGGAGGAUUCCGGCCAACAACGCGCAGUCCCAGUGGCCUUUGCGCCGCCUCCGCCCUUGUGGAAGCACUUCACGACCGAGAAUCUUGAGAAAUUCGAUAAGAUCAAGGCCGAAGCAGCCAAAGACCAGAAUGGGCAGCCAAUUCACAACAAAAAAUGGACACCAGCGGAGCUGCGAGGACUUGAGCUUUCAACCACCCUUCCGUCACUCAAGGACCAAGGAAUCAACCAACUAUACCCUGAUCCCACCCCAGACAGUGCCGAUGGCUCCUCACAACCGUCGCAGCCCCUCAACCAUGCAUAUUACCUGCUCAAGAUCAGCAAAUCGCUCCUGCUGAACUUCCUCGAAUUUGUCGGGAUCCUCUCAGUAUCGCCAGAACAAUACGAAUCGAAAGUGGAAGACAUGCGCAACUUGUUCAUCAAUGCGCACCACCUUCUCAACCUCUAUCGGCCUCACCAGUCCCGCGAAAGCUUAAUCACGAUGAUGGAACAGCAAUUGGAAAAGACCAAAGAAGAGAUCAAAGAAAUGGACAAGUUGAAGGGAGACAUCGAGGGGAUGCUGAGUGAGCUUGUGGCGGAGGGAGGCCAGGCCAAAUUGGCUGAACAAUCCAAGGAGGCCUCCGCCGACCCAGCAGCGGACGCUCAAGCAGCCCGAAUUAAGGACUCGCGGCUGCUCUGGGAUCUGCUGGACGCAGAAGUAUAA